UUCAACGACCUCACCCCGCAGAGCCCCGCACGUUCACCCCGCAGAGAGCUUCCGGUCGCACCUGAGCAGGGGAAGAAGGCGGAAGAUGUCCGCGCAGAGUUACUCCGCGCUGGACGAGUCGUCCCUCCGAGCCCUGCUGGAAGGAACCGUGGAUCUGGACGAGAGGCGCCUCAUCCGUUCGGCCAUCCGGGAGCUGAGGAUGAGGGAGAUCGAGGACAUGGAGGCCGCUCUGGCCACCAAGCGAUUCCGGCCCACGCGCCUCAAACAGCAGGAGGACAAGGAGAACCUGCACAGGCCUGAAUGCAACGACUUGGACGUCCUGUCACGAGAUCUGCGAUCAGUCCAGGACAUCGACGAGCUCACAAAAAUGCUCCGAGCAGCCAGUGAGUACGAGGAGAGGAAGAUGAUCAGAGCGGCCAUCCGACAACUCCGAGAUGAACAGCAAGGGACUGUGGAGCGGGCUAAAGCUCCGGGUCGCUGCCCUGAACCUGACAGUGUGGAGCCCCAGAUCGUCAUGGCAACUGAGGAAACGGGAGACAUCCGAGAGUCACGAGGCCAGCGGACGCAACCAGGCACCGAGCUGCAGAGACGAGGCUCCGGCAUGGUGUUGGACAACGGCCCUGAACCUCUGCUGAUCCCCCCUCAGAGAGAGGCUGGGACCACAGAGUCUGACCUGAGCCAAAGGUCCGACUCCUGGGCUUCCGACCGCAGCGGGACCUCCGGGUCCAGUCUGCACGCCGUGUGCUCGGCCUACAGACCUCGGCUGGACUCUGGCGCUUCGGACAGGAGCCAGAGUCCUUCUCCGCGUGGUCGCCUGGAUUCUGGGGCGUCGGAGCGGAGCCUCAGCGCCGCGUCCUGCGCCAGACAGAGACUGGGCUCCGAUGUCUCCGACUCGGGGGCCUCUGAGCGCUGUGUGAGUGCGUCCUCUGAGGAAAGGGGUCCAGUUGAGGAGGAGGCAGAGGUCGCCACAAGUGGUUCGACUUAUUCCGAAAUCGAGAGCGGAAGACGACGUCCGGCCAGCCCCCGUGCUGCGUCCAACCAGGAGCAGCCUGAUGGGGCUGCUUUGUCUGGAAAAGAACCUUCAAAUGGCCUCCUCAACGGCAGCACCAAGGGAGAAAAGGACUUCCAGACUCAGAAGAUGACAAACCGUCACGGCAAAGCCACGGAUUCUGCACUCGAGAAGAAAGAUGUUGUGGAACAUUUCAACCGCAACAACUCUGUACGCGAUAGAAUGCGUAAGUUCACCGAGGCCAGCCAAGGCCCAAAUGUCCCGGCUUUGAAGAACGCCCCCCUGAGGAACGGGACCACCUCCGGCAGCAGAGGCGAGACGAAUCUGUCUACACAUACAGCAGCAUCCCUCUGCACAUCUGGAGGCCGGCCAGCAGGGCCACGUGUGGACUCGGCAUCCCGCGACUCCGCCGCGUCCCAGAAUGGGGCCAUACCUCAGCCAAGAGGCGUGGCUAACAGACCUCCGUCUACAGCCAGCCAAUGGGAGGACUCCAUGGGCGGGACAAGGCAUCCAGCUGAAAAAGAUGUGCACGUCUCCAGAAACUCAAAGGAAGACGAGACCCAAGGGAGAGCAGCUGGACAGCAGGUCACUCAGGGAGAGGAAGACCCGGACAUGAAGACCUUCCUCACCAUCGAGAUCAAGGAGGGGCGCACCACCGCCUCCUCUACGUCGCCCUCUAGGAGCAACAUGGUGCCGACCCCCAACACGACCCCACGCAUCGCCACGAAUGCUCUGGGACAGAGAGCAGAGUUGACCUUUGGCCUCAGAGCUACACCAUUCAAGAUCUCCUCAUCCAGCCUCUCCUCUGGAUCCUCCAUCAAGGUGGAGAAGGAGCAGGUUGUGGCCCCGGAGCCGGUGUUUUCAGCUGGGCCGUCCCCGCUGCUGGCAUCUCACGUCCCGGCCGUCCCCAAGCUGACUGCCCAACAGCUGGCUGCCAUUGAGGACGAGGAGGUCCUUGACAAAAUGCUUGAUGAGUCAAAGGACUUUGAGGAGAGGAAGAUGAUCCGUGCAGCCAUGAGGGACCUUCGAAAGAGAAAGAGAGAGGCGAUGCUGGGAUGCACUCAGGAGGAACUAGACCAGAGAGAGAAGGAGCGCGAGACUCGUCUGCAGGAGCUCCGGCAGCAGAAGGGCCGCGCUGGGCUCGGAGCAGGAGAGCUGCUGGUGCGGAAGGUGGAGAAGUCGGCGGACGGCUCCACCCUCAGCCAGGUCACCAAGACGGACCGCUUCGCUUCAUCUGAUGAUGGGAGCAAAUCAACACGCAGCACUGUCUUCGAGGCCAGUUAUGUGAAGAAAACUGACAGAGGUACCGUUCAAUCCAAAUCAUACAGCUUUAGCUCUUCCACGUCAUCGUCCUCCAACACAACGAAGAAAGUGGGAAGCGUCUUUGAUCGCGAGGAUGACACAUCGUCCCGCGGUGGCAGCGGCGGGUUGGCGGCGUUGGAGCGAAAGCAGGCGGAGAGGCGCAAGGAGCUGAUGAGGGCUCAGACUCUGCCGAAGACCUCCGCGAUGCAGGCCCGCAAAGCCAUGAUAGAGAAGCUGGAGAAGGAGGGAGGCGGCCCUGGGAAUCAGGCGGUCGCCAAGGUCAACAAGGUGCAGCGCUCCACCAGCUUCGGCGUACCCAACGCAAACUCCAUCAAGCAGAUGCUGCUGGACUGGUGCCGGGCCAAGACCCGCUCGUAUGAGCAUGUAGAUAUUCAGAAUUUUUCAUCCAGUUGGAGCAACGGCAUGGCCUUUUGUGCCCUGGUACACAAUUUUUUCCCCGAAUCCUUUGACUACGACUCGCUGAGCCCCAGCAACCGCAGGCAGAACUUUGAGGUGGCCUUCAGCACUGCAGAGAGCUGCGCCAACUGCAUGCCUCUCCUGGAAGUGGAGGACAUGAUGAUCAUGGGUAAUAAACCCGACUCCAAAUGCGUCUUCACCUACGUGCAGUCUCUGGUCAACCACCUGCGCAGAUACGAGAUGUCCCAGGGUCGCCCCUGUGACCUGCUGGUCUGAGCCGGGCGUCAUUUUGCUUCUCAUCUUGGUUGGCAGCGUUGAUGUGUAUUAAUUAUUUCAUUAACAAAAAGUCCACUUCUCUGCAGCACAAGAGCACCAAAGUUUUUAUAAGACUACCUUUUUAAAAUUAGAAAUUUUACAUAUUGAUUUGUAUUUAGCUUUGUACAAGGCCAUAUUUAACAUGCAUCAGCUCAAGUGUAAAAAUACAAGAAAGGAAAAUGAAAUAAAUUUUUAGUAUUUCUCCUUUUAACUUAUUUGUACUUUUUAUUUCCCCAUCGGUAAAUCCACAGAAGAGGAAGCACAAACCCAACCAAAUGGUGCAGUUUUUUUGUUUUGGUACUUUUGAACUUUUACCAAAUUUGGGCUGCUUGAAGUAUUUGAAUUAAGUUAUUACAAUUCUCAUGUUGAUGUAAACAGUUUUCACUAUUUAAUACAUGAUCAUAGAGCUGUUCUUUUGUCAUUGUUAAGAUUGUCCUGAACUCUAGUGCUACUGACAACAUGUUUCAACUCUUUGAACAUUGAAUCAGUGAAACAGGAAACCAGAGGUGUGUGCAGAGACCAGAUGUGCACAAGAAACAUCAUCCAGCAGCAAACUCACAGCUCUCUUGUCUUUAUUAAUGCAAGUAUAUAUUUUUUACAUUUUGUUAGUGUGUGUAUAUUCGUUUUAAAGUGUGCCAAUAAGCUCAAGAUAUCCCCUCGUUUUGUGAAACUACUAAUGAACAUUUUUGAACAAAGAUUAUUAUUAUUCCGCAUGUAAAAUAUGUUGAAGCCUUGCUCACGUAUAUUCAGAGAAAUGAUUCCAAACUAAAAGAAAUGAAUUCCUUCCACACAGCAGUGAAUGCUGUAAAUUACAGCUUAAACAGUUAAAUGUGAAUUGAAAUUAAACCAAUUUGAGAAUGAAUAAGUUUGUGAUUA
Messenger RNA from Pungitius pungitius (ninespine stickleback), 3919 nucleotides. RefSeq names its product smoothelin b (gene smtnb). The transcript is spliced from 20 exons. The record is from RefSeq and is a predicted model, not a curated record. The coding region runs from base 86 to 3004 and encodes 972 amino acids. NCBI's taxonomy places the organism in Eukaryota, Metazoa, Chordata, Actinopteri, Perciformes, Gasterosteidae. Gene Ontology annotation, biological process: actin cytoskeleton organization. Gene Ontology annotation, molecular function: protein binding. Gene Ontology annotation, cellular component: filamentous actin; microtubule organizing center.